AUGGCGCCGAAGGGUCCCUUCAAGCUUGUCACGGUCAACACCGCACCUGAGCGGGCGAAGAGACUGAUCGGCCGCAUGACCGAGGCGCUCAAGGAUCAGUACACGAUCGAUUAUGUCGCCAACUGCGAAACGAUCGACGAGGUCGAGAUCAAAGUGAAAGAGCACAAGCCGGACGUCUUGUUCUGUGCAUCAAUGUGGACAGCGGAGGAGGCAGAGCAAAUCCAGGCGACCGCCAGGUCAAUCGUCCCCAACAUCAAGACGCACGCCAUUCCCCACGGAUUGCAGGUUGAGAGAGGGCCCGAUGCGAUUGUUGAGCACCUCCUUGAAAAGGUUCCUCAAUUGCUCGAGAGCUAA
Molecule: messenger RNA, 354 nt
Organism: Colletotrichum godetiae
Lineage: Eukaryota; Fungi; Ascomycota; Sordariomycetes; Glomerellales; Glomerellaceae
Exons: 3
Coding region: 1-354 (117 amino acids)
Source: RefSeq, a predicted model, not a curated record